Mercurialis annua (annual mercury) is the source of this 1524-nucleotide messenger RNA. RefSeq names its product putative UPF0481 protein At3g02645. The record is from RefSeq and is a predicted model, not a curated record. Bases 1 to 1524 code for a protein of 507 amino acids. NCBI's taxonomy places the organism in Eukaryota, Viridiplantae, Streptophyta, Magnoliopsida, Malpighiales, Euphorbiaceae. The transcript has a single exon.
AUGGCCUGUGGAGAUUCAAUCAUUGACAUGGAUAUGCACAUCCCAGCCUCUGGUGAUUCCAUAAUCAAUUCAAACUUCAAUGAAGAGCUAUGGAGAAGCAAGAUGAAGAACAUACUCGACAAAGAGCCCGGUCGUUAUGAUCGCGAGACUGAUGAUAAUCCGAUUUGUAUACUUCAAGUCCCCGGAUCAGUAAAAGCCCUGAAACCAGAAGCUUACACUCCUCAAACAAUAGCCUUGGGACCUUACCAUCAUUUCUUGCCUAAGCUUUACAAGAUGCAGAAGUGCAAGCUUCAUCAGGUUCGGAUUUUUCAUCAGCAACGCAACUUACCGGAAUUUCAGCUUCUUUUCGAUCAAAUGAAGAGAAAAGUUAGAGAUGUUCGAGGGUAUUACUAUGAGAAUUUAGAUGUUCAUGAUGACACCUUGUCGAUGAUUAUAGUACUUGAUGGUCUUUUCUUGCUGCAGUUGAUCUACGGAAUAGCAGAACGGUAUGCAGAUUCGUUAGAGUUUUCGGAUUCACUCGGAAGAAAGUUUUCGUUGGAUGCAAUCCUCAAAGAUGUAGUGAUGAUUGAGAAUCAAAUUCCAUUCUUUGUGUUGGAGCAUAUAGCAUAUGUAUCCGGAAAUAAAUCCUUGCUCGACAUGAGUGUCAUAGCUUGUGCAAAACUUUCUCCAGUAAUAUUGAGAGGGAAAUUUCACAGACAGAAUCUUCAAUACCCUUUUCAUCUAUUGGAUCUUCUCUACAAUUUAGUUUGGUUCGGAGGCUUCGACAUAGACGGCGGAGCAGAGCAAAGGUCAGGUUUUUCUAUGUGGAGUGACUUAUGGAAUAUUAUUAAGACUCUAAACAUCUCAUUCUUAGCCAUUCCUAUAAAAAUCAUAGAGUUAAUUCUAAAAAUAUUUCAACUUCUUGGAAUUUCGUUCUCUCUACCGGACGAAGAAGCACAAGAGAAGGCUUUAGUUCCUACAGCAUCUCAAUUGUCUAGUGUCAAUGUUAAGUUCUGCAGCAUCAGUCUAGGCGUUAGGUUCGUCGCUUUCGUCGAGCAAGAUCCCGCUCUAAGACUUCCAUCGCUUAAGUUGAAUCUUAACUCGGAGGUCGUAAUUAGGAACUUACUUGCUUAUGAAGCUAUCGCCAAGCCGGAGACUCCGAAUUUCGCUCGCUACAUUGAACUGAUCGCAACCUUGACUCGUACCGUUGAGGAUGUGGAGCUGCUGAAAAGCAUGAAAAUAUUGAUCUAUAAUGGAGACAACAAUGAGGUUUUAAAGCUCUUAAGUGGUAUUAAAAGUACCUUAGCAUCUGAAGGCAAGUCAGAUUUUGAUUCUUCCAUAAAAGGCCUUAAUAAUUAUUAUGAUAAUCACUGGAAGAUCAAGGUUAAAAAGGGGAUGAAAAAGUAUGUGUAUUCUUCAUGGAAAAUACUUACAAUUCUUGCUACCAUCUUGCUCUUGCUGCUCAUGGCUCUUCAGACAUUUUGUUCAAUUUAUAGCUGCCAUGGUAUAUUUAAGAAGAGCUCUUACUUAGCUUUUAGUUUCUAG